UCAUUUCCUGUAGGAGGUGAACAAGAGCAGAGAUCUGUUUCCCUUCAGAGCACAGAGGUUGUUUCUGUUCAGAGAAAGUCAAACUGUCUGACAGUCACUGAGAGACGGUGAAACGGCACAGCACAUGAAUCAAAUGGAUCAAACAAAAUUCUGCUGUUCAGUCUGUUUGGAUCUACUGAAGGAUCCGGUGACUAUUCCCUGUGGACACAGCUACUGCAUGAACUGUAUUAAAAGCUUCUGGGAUGAAGAGGAAAAGAAGAAAAUCUACAGCUGCCCUCAGUGCAGACAGACUUUCACAGCGAGGCCUGUCCUGGUGAAAAACAUCAUCGUAGCAGAUUUAGUGGAGGAGCUGAAGAAGACUGGACUCCAAGCUCCUCCUGCUGAUCACUGCUAUGCUGGACCUGAAGAUGUGGCCUGUGAUGUCUGCACUGGAAUAAAAAUGAAAGCCUUCAAGUCCUGUUUAGUCUGUCUGGCAUCUUACUGUGAGAAACACCUUCAGACUCAUUAUGAUUCACCUACAUUCAAGAAACACAAGCUGGUGGAGCCCUCCAAGAAGCUCCAGGAGAACAUCUGCUCUCGUCAUGAUGAGGUGAUGAAGAUGUUCUGCCAUACUGAUCAGCAGAGUAUCUGUUAUCUCUGCUCUGUGGAUGAACAUAAAGGCCACGACACAGUCUCAGCUGCAGCAGAAAGGACUGAGAGGCAGAGAGAGCUGGAGGUGAGUCGACAAAACAUCCAGCAGAGAAUCCAGGACAGAGAGAAAGAUGUGAAGCUGCUUCAACAGGAGGUGGAGGCCAUCAAUCAGUCUGCUGAUCAAACAGUGGAGCACAGUGAGAAGAUCUUCACUGAGCUGAUCCAUCUCAUCCAGAAAAGAAGCUCUGAUGUGAAGCAGCAGAUCAGAUCCCAGCAGGAAACUGAAGUGAGUCGAGUCAAAGAGCUUGAGGAGAAGCUGGAGCAGGAGAUCACUGAGCUGAAGAGGAAAGAUGCUGAGCUGAAGCAGCUCUCACACACAGAGGAUCACAUCCAGUUUCUACACAACUACCCCUCACUGUCAGCACUCAGUGAGUCUACAGACUCAUCCAGCAUCAAUAUCCGUCCUCUGAGCUACUUUGAGGAUGUGACAGCAGCUGUGUCAGAGGUCAGAGAUAAACUACAGGACAUUCUGAGAGAGGAAUGGACAAACAUCUCACUGACAGUCACUGAAGUGGAUGUUUUACUGUCAGAUCCACCAGAGCCAAAGACCAGAGCUGGAUUCUUAAAAUAUUCAUGUGAAAUCACACUGGAUCCAAACACAGCACACAAACAGCUGUUAUUAUCAGAGGGGAACAGAAAAGCAACAGCAAUGAAUCAACAACAGUCUUAUUCUGAUCAUCCAGACAGAUUCACUGUAUGGUUUCAGGUCCUGAGUAGAGAGAGUCUGACUGGACGUUGUUACUGGGAGGUGGAGUGGAGAGGGGCAGGAGUUAAUGUAGCAGUCGCAUACAAGAAUAUCAGCAGAAAAGGAUAUGAAUCGAAUUUUGGACGUAAUGACAAAUCUUGGGCGUUAGAUUGUAACAACAACAGUUAUACAUUUUGGUACAACAAUAUCCAAACUCGUGUCUCAGGUCCUCGUUCCUCCAGAGUAGGAGUGUACCUGGAUCACAGAGCAGGUAUUUUGUCCUUCUACAGCGUCUCUGAAACCAUGACUCUCCUCCACAGAGUCCAGACCACAUUCACUCAGCCGCUCUAUGCUGGACUGUUGGUUUACUAUAGUGGACUUGAAGAUACUGCUGAGUUUGUUAAAUUGAAAUAGACUGAAGUCUUUCAUAUUGUGGGUUUAAAUCUGUAUUUUAGUUUCAUUUUAUUUUCUCUCCAUCAUUUCUGCACAGAGAUCAGCUGUCAGUCAAACAUUAUGGGUGGUACCUCCACAUCUUCUAGUUGUUCUCUUGAUGUUUCUGAGUUUUUAAAGGAGAUCUUUCCUGUGACUGUUUAUGGAGGCUAUCAUUGCUCAUCAUCAUUUUGAUUUACUAAAAUAUUUCUGCACAUGAAAAUGUAAACUUCUCUAUCCUCUAAAUGUUUCUGGAAUAUUUGUAUUGAAAAUGUCGACAUUUCUCUUUAUGAGUAUGGCAGACCAUGUGUGUGUGUUUGUGUUUGUUUUUGUCAAAAUCAUCAAACAAAUGAGGAAAAACUGUGAUUUUAAUGAAUGAAUUCAUAUAUUGUGUUGAUGUUUUAUUGUGUGAAUAAACUGGAAGGUUUGACUAUAAAUCAAACUUUGAACAAAGU
Messenger RNA from Oreochromis niloticus (Nile tilapia), 2259 nucleotides. Its product is annotated as tripartite motif-containing protein 16-like. The record is from RefSeq and is a predicted model, not a curated record. The coding region runs from base 125 to 1789 and encodes 554 amino acids. The transcript is spliced from 2 exons. Gene Ontology annotation, molecular function: protein binding; zinc ion binding. Lineage: Eukaryota; Metazoa; Chordata; Actinopteri; Cichliformes; Cichlidae.